AACUGUUGAGAAAAUCAGCAGAUUCAGUCGCCCGUAUUGUUAAUUCGCAUAGGGAACUAAGUGCGCUUGAACCCCGUUGCCACUCAAGCAUCAGUCAUUUAGUAGAUUACGCACGAAGUGGAAGAGGUUAAAUUUUGCAAGUUUUUCAGUUGUUUUUUUAAAAUCAAAAUGGUUACUUCUGAUGAAGACCAAAAUGGUAAGUUCUCAAAGUGCUAUAUCCUCUUCAGACCCCCGGUACACAUUUGUGUACAAAAUAUUUAACUCCAUUUUUAGACUUUACCGUUUACGCAAAUUAAAUUUCAAUCGAUAAAUCCCUAUUAGUAACAGUCUGUUUGCGCCCCGCAAGUGCCACUUGUUCUCUGGCAGGCAACCUGUGCAAAAGUGAAAGUGUCAUGGCGUCUACCAGCACAGCUGAUUCUGAAAAGGCCAGACCGGUUCACCGUAAGUACCAAACAGUAAGUACCCGUGCUUGUAAAUCACGCCACAACAAAUUUGUUUGUACACAUUUGUGUACGUUGGGUCUUAUAUUGGUCUAAAAGAAGUUUUUUUUUAGAUCGGAACGUUUAUUACAGCGACGAACAAUUAGCGGAGAUUUUGGAUCAGAGCGAUUUUUUUGCCACUGACGAAGAAAGCGACUUUGAAGCUACUAAUGCCCAUUACGAUAGUGACUCCAGCAGUGACUUUUCAAGAAAUGGGGAAUCAUCUAUCAGGGAAUCACAAGUGAUCCCAACAAUUUAUUUGGAUGCCCAUAACAAUGCAACAAGUUCAGAAGAAGAAGAAGAUUCAAUUCCCCUUAGUAGAGUUUUUCCAAACUUAAUUUGUCCUGUUCAGGAAGACAAUGAAAGUGAUGUCAGCAGUUCCUUCGGUAAUAACUCAAUACUAGCCACUAAAAAAAAAUUAUCCCCAAAAAAGAGAUCUGUUGGUAACUUAAAUCAAUCGCGUAAGAGGCAAAAAACUCAAAAAGUACCGGCCCAAAAAUGGCAUGACGUAGAAGAGGGCUGCGAUUUAGAGACUGAUUUUGCGCAAUUCAUUCCUCCUUUACCUGAUUUUUGGGUUACCCUCGAAUACGCAUGUACUGGUCAAAAUCAUUUAAAAUUCCACCGAUCGCUGAUACAAUGGGCAGGAAUAGAUUUUUUAAAAUAAGAAAUUAUCUUCAUGCUGUUAAUAACUUGGAAGUUUCAGAUGAAGAACAAAAACGUGAUAAACUAUGGAAAGUGCGUCCAAUAAUAACUUCUUUUCAUAAUGCGGUUUUGCGGCUACCGAGAGAGGAGAAUGUGAGCAUUGAUGAACAAAUGAUACCAUUUUCGGGUAAAGUAGCUAUUCGACAGUAUGUUCCUCGAAAACCCAAUCCCACUGGUCUAAAACACUAUGUUUUAGCUUCAAAAAACGGAACUAUUUUAGAUUUUGAAAUUUACCAAGGAAAAACAACUAAUUUUCCAGAAGACGUCGAGAAGGAAAAUUUAGGUGCAGGGGGUAGAGCCGUAUUGCGUUUAAGUGAAACUUGUUCACCUGGAACAAACAUUUAUUUUGACCGCUAUUUGACAAGCAUUACUUUAUUAGAUAAACUAAGGGAAAAGGGAAUUUCUGGUACAGGAACUACAAUGUCCAACAAAUUUCCAAAAGUUGGUUUUCCCACUGACUAUGAACUAAAAAAGUUAGGCAGAGGGAUUAUAAAAUCAAAAGUAAGAGAUGAUAACAAGGUAGCUCUAGUUAGGUGGAUGGACAAUAAGGCAAUAACAAUGGCCUCUUCAGCACACAGCAUUAAUCCAAUACAUCAAUGUCGAAGAUAUUCGAGGCCUGAUCAACAGUAUUUAAAUGUUCCCCAACCAGACAAUGAAUUUAUGGGAGGGGUUGAUUUACUGAAUCGACUAAUUGCAGCUUAUAGAUGUUAUCAUAAAACUAAAAAAUGGCCAAUAAGAGUGUUUGAACACUUCAUGGAUUGUGCAGUAGUCAACUCAUGGAAUCAGUAUAGGAGUGACUGUGAAAUAUUAAAAGUCAAAAAGACUGACAUUCUAGAUUUAAUCGGAUUUAAAAUGCGCAUAGCAGAAGCACUAAUUAAAGGGAUAUCAACUGCCGAAUCUGAAUCUGAUUAUGAGACUUUUGAACCUAUAUCGCGAAAAAAAUUACCGGGUCGGCCUGGAAGGGUGUCUCUACCUCCUGCUGAAGUGGCAAAAUCUAAAGGCCGGCAUCUACCAAAAGCCAUGGAUAUUAAAGAGGCUCAGAGGUGCAGAAAUCCCGACUGUACGAGACGUACGCGAGUCAAGUGCAUUUCGUGUAAUAUUUGUUUAUGCGUUGUUAAAGACCGUGAUUGUUUUAUUGAGUUUUAUAAUUAAAACAAGAUUCCUCUUUUAUGUUCUUUAGUAAUAUAUGUUAUGUUUUUUUUUCAUAUUAAAUAAAUGCACUUUUAAAAUUAAAAAAUGUUUUUUAUUUUUUAUUUUAACUUCAGUUAGAUACUAAAUUUUAACUAGCUACUGUUGAAAAAUAUUUUGUACACAAAUGUGUACAUUGGUAUUCGCGAGUUUAAAGGAUAUAUGGACCCAAGAUACACAUUUGUAUACAAAUUAUUUUAGCGCCCCGUUUGGCGGGGCAAGUAGGAUUGGGAUAAUUAUUAGCUUAAAAUGGUGCCCUAGUUAACUCCAAGUGAACCAAAUAAAAAUUGCACACACUAUUGUCGCUUGGGUCUGAAAAGGAUAUAAUUUGUUGAAAUAUGUUUUCCUUGACGUUAUGUUUUUUUAAAUUUUAGAUCCGUUUAGUGAUAAUUCCGAUGUUAAUAUGGACUACGUCUCAAAUUAAAAUAGUUCACAGUCUUCUUUAGAUUCAGAGCUUAGCAUAGCAGCAAGAGAACCUCAAGCAAAUACAUCCAAGAAACG
Molecule: messenger RNA, 2870 nt
Organism: Anthonomus grandis grandis
Lineage: Eukaryota; Metazoa; Arthropoda; Insecta; Coleoptera; Curculionidae
Product: piggyBac transposable element-derived protein 2-like
Exons: 2
Coding region: 1071-2333 (420 amino acids)
Source: RefSeq, a predicted model, not a curated record